Aspergillus wentii DTO 134E9 is the source of this 1826-nucleotide messenger RNA. Its product is annotated as retrograde cargo receptor ERV46. The coding region runs from base 222 to 1538 and encodes 438 amino acids. NCBI's taxonomy places the organism in Eukaryota, Fungi, Ascomycota, Eurotiomycetes, Eurotiales, Aspergillaceae. Gene Ontology annotation, biological process: endoplasmic reticulum to Golgi vesicle-mediated transport; retrograde vesicle-mediated transport, Golgi to endoplasmic reticulum. The transcript has 3 exons. Gene Ontology annotation, cellular component: COPII-coated ER to Golgi transport vesicle; endoplasmic reticulum membrane; Golgi membrane. The record is from RefSeq and is a predicted model, not a curated record.
CUCGCCAGCCGAUUAUUGUGAGUAUCUCGUUGAUCCUCUGUCUCUUUUUGCUUCCUAUCCCUGCUUUUUCAAAUCCCCCAAUCUCCAUCUCGCAUGGAUUGAACUCAAUUGACCUCUUUCGUUUACUUCUAGAUCUCCCUCCCCCCCCCCUCUGCGGGCGCUAAUAGCUCGACGUAGUCCCACGGCUUAAGCCAUAUGAUCGUCGAGGCAUUGUAGCAGAGAUGCCUGCAAAGUCGCGAUUCACGAGAUUAGAUGCGUUCGCGAAGACAGUGGAGGAUGCUCGCGUUCGUACUACCUCCGGUGGUAUUAUCACCUUAGCCUCGCUGCUCGUUGUCCUUUACCUGGUUUGGGGAGAAUGGAUGGACUACAGACGUGUGGCGGUUCUUCCUGAACUGGUUGUCGAUAAGUCAAGAGGAGAGAAGAUGGAGAUCCAUCUCAACGUCACCUUCCCACGGCUCCCCUGUGAACUUUUGACCCUCGAUGUGAUGGAUGUCUCCGGUGAACAGCAGGUUGGUGUUGCACAUGGUGUAAACAAGGUGCGCCUGAGCUCGCAGGCAGACGGCGGUCGUGUCCUUGACAUCCAGGCCUUGGAACUUCACUCCCAGCAAGAAGCCGCCAAGCACCUUGACCCCAACUACUGCGGCGAGUGCGGAGGAGCUCCCGUGCCCCCCGGCGUGAUCAAAGAAGGAUGCUGCAACACCUGCGACGAAGUCCGCGAAGCCUACGCCCAGAAACAAUGGUCCUUCGGCAAAGGCGAGAACAUCGAACAGUGCGAGAGAGAAGGCUACGCCGAGCGCAUCGACGCCCAGCGCAGAGAAGGCUGCCGCAUCGAAGGUGUCAUCCGUGUAAACAAGGUGAUCGGCAACUUCCACAUCGCCCCCGGCCGCAGCUUCACCAGCGGUAACAUCCACGCGCACGAUCUCGAAAACUACUUCGACCUCGGCCUCUCCGAUGCAGAGAAACACACCAUGACCCACGAGAUUCACCAGCUCCGCUUCGGCCCCCAGAUUCCCGACGAACUCUCCGAUCGCUGGCAAUGGACUGACCACCACCACACCAACCCCCUCGACGACACUCAACAGGCCACCGAAGAACCAGCCUACAACUACAUGUACUUCGUCAAGGUCGUCUCAACCUCCUAUCUCCCUCUGGGCUGGGACCCGCUGUACUCUUCCGCCGUGCACUCCGCAUACGACCAGGCACCGCUCGGCUCUCACGGCGCCGCCUACGGAACCCAGGGCAGCAUCGAGACACACCAGUACUCGGUGACCUCGCACAAGCGAUCCCUGAGAGGCGGCGACGACGCUGCCGAGGGCCACAAGGAACGUGUGCACGCCCAGGGCGGUAUCCCCGGGGUCUUCUUCAACUACGACAUCUCCCCGAUGAAGGUCAUCAACCGCGAAUCCCGCACAAAGACCUUCUCCGGCUUCCUCACUGGCGUCUGCGCCAUCAUCGGUGGUACUCUCACCGUAGCGGCCGCCGUCGACCGCGGUCUCUACGAGGGUGUCAGCCGUGUGAAGAAGAUGCACUCAAGCUAAACAAAUCACAACUGACAAUAUCAAAAAAAAAAAGCCCUAAAAAGCCCCCAAAACAUGAGCAAAAAAGAAAAUCCAACAAUGUAGGAGAGGCGUCCAGAGUGCGAGACGAGGGAUGAGAGAUGAAGAGGAUCUAUCUGGCAGUAUAAGGCGUUUUUUAUUUUACUUUUAUUUCCCGGGUAUAUUUAUCUGUCUUGUCUCUAUAUGAACAUUUUCAUACAUGUUCUUUUAGCUAGCAUUUUUUUUUUUGUUAAACUUGGCAUUUUCAUCAUCAUCAGUUUUUUUCCCUCA